GUUCCCAUAUAGCUAGCUACCUAUGCAAAAAUACACUCUCCUCCAAAAUAUGUUAAUGAUUGCCUGUUCAUAAAUUCAACACGAUAAGAAGUAUGUGUGAAAGUUGGGAAGACGGUAAUUUAAAAAGCAUAGGCCAAGUUAUUUACAAUGGAAUAUUAAAGCAUAUGCAGGGAUCAUUUAUGCAAAGUGUAGCAAAUGUAAACAUAAGAGCUGAAGGAGACACAUUGUAGUGAUUUUUUUCCCCUAGCCUCGCUUCACUGACAUGAAUGAGCAGUGGCUUGUUAAUGUUUAAUGUGUCCAUGGUGUCAUCUGUGAUCAUGUGACCCCUGGUAUAAAGCCUGACUGCUUGCUGCUGAUUUGCUUCACGAGUUCCCCAUUGGAAACACCUGCUGUAUUUUUCGAGCCUGUCGAAAGUCACACCAGGACGACAUGGAAAAAACCCUCAGUGAAAGAGUGGAGCCCCCCCCACCAUACAACCCUGCUGGAUUCUCGAACCCUUACCCGGCUGGCCCAGAGCUCCAAAACAGCCAGGGGAAGGUGGCUGUGGUCUCUCCUGCUUGUGACUAUGACAGCUUGGGCUGUGCGGCGGGUCCAAUCCCUGCCAGUCCACCUUCAUAUUCUCAGAACCUGGAGGAUAUUAGCUGCUUCUCUGAUGGGAUCCUCCGGAGGGGUUUUGUGAGGAAGGUCUAUUUAACCUUGAUGGUCCAGCUUUUAGCCACCACAGGAAUCAUAUGUGCUUUCCUGUACUGGAAGGAACUUAAUGAAUGGACACGAUCGAACUACUGGUUCACAUAUGUCAUGAUGGCAGCGACAAUUAUUUGCGUCAUAAUCCUGUCGUGCUGCAGAAACGUGAGGCGAAAAGUCCCGCAGAAUUUCAUCUUCCUGGGUUUGUUUACCGUCACAGAAGGAUUAAUGCUGGGCUCAGUGACAGUAUACUUCACCGCGGACGCCGUCAUGUGGGCAGUAGGAGCUACGGCGCUCGUCUCCUUCGCACUGAGCGUGUUUGCGAUGCAGUCAAAAUGGGACUUCACCGCAUCGAUCGGGAUUCUGUGGGCUGUUGGCUGGUCUUUGGUAGCAUUUGGAAUCCUGUGUGCUAUUUUGAGGUCACAAUACCUGAACAUUGUGUACGCCUGUCUGGGAACAGUGGUUUUUUCUGUGUACCUGGUGGUGGACACCCAGCUCAUGUUAGGUGGGAAACACCGAUACAGCGUCAGUCCUGAGGAGUACAUCUUCGCUGCCCUCAACCUGUACCUCGACGUCAUUACGAUUUUCUUGUUCCUCCUGCAGCUAAUUGGCCUGGCUCGUUAAGAAGCCCCGCAGCCAUAGCUUCCUCUAAAUUCCCAAAAAAAAAAACUUGAUAUAUAUUUGCUGCUUGGACCCAAAUUGUGCAAAAACAUUUUUAAUUUGUCUUUGCAUUAUAUUAUCCAUACAGGUUUCUACAUCUAAUGCAAUUACAAGGAUUUCAGCAAUAACACUUUUAAUAUUAUUGUGUUCAGAGUUUUAAAAGGUUUUAACUAUGAUUUGGUUUUAAUUUCAAUUUUUCCCUUAAUAAAAUUAGCUUUUAUCACAUUGA
This is a messenger RNA of Paramormyrops kingsleyae, 1573 nucleotides long. Its product is annotated as protein lifeguard 1. The record is from RefSeq and is a predicted model, not a curated record. Lineage: Eukaryota; Metazoa; Chordata; Actinopteri; Osteoglossiformes; Mormyridae. Gene Ontology annotation, cellular component: membrane.